AAUUCAGAUCCUCUGGUUGGGGGUAUAAGUGCAUUCUUGUUAUUUCUUAUUCCAGCAAGGGCAAUUUGGUCAGCAUUCAUUUUCGCACUCUCAUCUCAGAUCUCGUUAAGAACUCCACAGGCCAUUGCGUCUGAUCACCUCAUCAUUCCCAUUCCUCUACACUCUCCACCGGACCGUCCAUCACACAAACCAUGGCCGACGACCUCCAAUCCUACGCCAUCCUCUUCCUCAUCUGGCUCAUUUCCACUGUCCUGAUAAGGACCAUCCUCUCCAAUUUCCGAACCACGGUCCGCUGCCUCCCACCGGGCCCGAUAGCACUCCCGAUCAUCGGACACCUCCACCUCCUCGGUCCCAUCCCUCACCAAGCCUUCCAUAAGCUCUCCAAGCGCUACGGCUCUUUGAUUCACCUCCGCCUUGGCUCUGUCUCUGCUGUCGUUGCCUCCAGUGCCGAUAUCGCAAGAGAAAUCCUCAAGACUCACGAGACCGCCUUUGCAUCCCGACCUGAAUCCUCAGCCGUCCGUUACCUCGACUACGGCGGCUACGGUUUCGUCUUUGCUCCCUACGGCCCCUACUGGAAGUUCAUGAAGAAGCUUUGCAUGUCCGAGCUCUUAGGUGGGCGCAUGCUCGAUCAGCUCCAGCCCAUCCGCCGUGAAGAGAUCCGGCGAUUAUUGCGACUGCUACAUAAGAAAUCCAACGGAAGAGAAGCAGUCAACGUUGGCCGAGAGCUCAUAACGAUGGUGAACAACAUAGUAUCGAGGAUGGCGAUGAGCCGGAUAUGUUCGGAUACGGAAGGGGAAGCGGAGGAAGUGAGGAAGAUGGUGCAUGAGAUGGCGGUGCUGGCCGGCACGUUCAACGUAUCCGAUUAUAUCGGAUUAUGUCGAAAUUUGGAUUUGCAAGGCUUGAAGAAGAGGUUCGAGGAUGUUCACCGGAGAUUCGAUACGAUGAUGGAGAGGAUCAUCAAAGAGCAUGUAGAAGGGAGGAAGACGAAGAUGGAGAGAGGCGAUGGUGCGAAGGAUAUUCUCGAUAUUUUGCUCGAGAUAUCGGAAGAUGAGAGCGCCGAGAUGAAACUGACGAGGGAGAACAUUAAAGCCUUUAUCCUGGACAACUUUGUGGCGGGAACCGAUACGACUGCAGUCACAACGGAAUGGGCCUUGGCGGAGCUCAUCAACCAUCCUGACGUGUUCAAGAAAGCAAGGGCAGAGAUCGAUUCAGUUGGAAAGAAUAGAUUGAUUGGAGAAUCCGACAUCCCAAAUCUUCCUUUCCUCCAGGCAAUUGUCAAAGAAACACUCCGACUGCAUCCACCAGGCCCAGUGAUUUAUAGAAAAUCCACCAAAGAUUGCAAGAUCGGAGGCUACGAUGUACCAGCUAACACCCAAGUGUUCAUCAAUGUCUGGACUAUCGGAAGGGAUCCCCAGCAUUGGGUCGACCCACUUGAAUUCCGUCCUGAGAGAUUCAUGCCGUCCGAUGAGAGCGACCGGAGUCAUCACGUGGACGUUAGGGGUCAGCAUUUCCAUUUCUUGCCGUUCGGGAGCGGACAGAGAGGCUGCCCAGGCACUUCUCUAGCAUUGCAGGUCGUACAAACGACACUCGCUUCUAUGAUCCAAUGCUUCGAUUGGACGGUUGGGAUCGGUGGAGAGAGUGCAACUGUUGAUAUGACGGAGGGCCCGGGAUUGACACUCCCUAGGGCACAUCCCUUGGUGUGUGUCCCCGUUGCCCGUUCAAAUCCCGUACCUCUCAACUGACAUAUGAAAUACUCAAGUUUGUGAUUCCCACGUGUGUGGAACCACCACACAUGCCAGCAUGGGACACAUGUAUGAGGUCCAUGCUUCUCAUAAAGUAGACCACAUUCUCUAGAUAUUCCGGUCUGAAAAUCAGAAGAUCUACUACACAUCGUGUCCCACCUAAUUGAGAAGGUAGAAUGUUGCCAGCGUGCCACCUUAGCAUGUGCUUGUGUUCUUAGCAAGUAGAAGCCUUGUACCUAAUGUUCGCACGUGCGUGUUGCACGUGUCUUUGGUAUACGUGCAUUUUCUGUUCAAUCAGCUUUUAAAGAGUUCUUAUAAUUAGAGUUCGUGAUGGGAUGGAUUAUUGCGAAUCAAAUAAAUGUUUUGCUACAUGCAAUUACAA
Magnolia sinica is the source of this 2124-nucleotide messenger RNA. Its product is annotated as cytochrome P450 93A3-like. Lineage: Eukaryota; Viridiplantae; Streptophyta; Magnoliopsida; Magnoliales; Magnoliaceae. Bases 192 to 1742 code for a protein of 516 amino acids. Gene Ontology annotation, molecular function: iron ion binding; heme binding; oxidoreductase activity, acting on paired donors, with incorporation or reduction of molecular oxygen, NAD(P)H as one donor, and incorporation of one atom of oxygen. Gene Ontology annotation, cellular component: membrane. The transcript is spliced from 2 exons. The record is from RefSeq and is a predicted model, not a curated record.